This is a messenger RNA of Nasonia vitripennis (jewel wasp), 1759 nucleotides long. RefSeq names its product WD repeat-containing protein 55 homolog. The transcript has 8 exons. The record is from RefSeq and is a predicted model, not a curated record. Bases 356 to 1651 code for a protein of 431 amino acids. Gene Ontology annotation, molecular function: protein binding. Lineage: Eukaryota; Metazoa; Arthropoda; Insecta; Hymenoptera; Pteromalidae.
UAAUAAGCGUGUCAACUUCUUUCUGUAUCUUCCGGGCUGUAGAAAAAUCGGCUUCGAUUGCUUAAGUAUUUAAAUUUUCGAAGUAAUUAAAAACAGAAUGAGUUAGAUCUAAGUACCGGGUACGAACUUGGAUGCAAACUGUCCACCUAAUACAAGAAUUUAAUUCAGGUUUAUUAGAUUAAAUACGAAUUUAGUGUUUUAAAUAUUCGCGCUUUCAUGUAAAAGACGCGAAAAUGCCGAUUUUCCAAUAUGGCUCCCGCAUAAAGACCGCGUCGCCACACGCACAAGCACACGCACGUGCACUGACAAGGAACGAUAAUAAACACUAGUCAAUUUUAUAUUUGCAUUAACGAUCAUGAAGUCAAACACAGGUUUUUUAAAAGUGGAUAGAGAUAAUAGUGACAAUGAAGAUGAAAUCAACAUGAGUGACAGUGAUGAUAGCAUGAAUGAAUCAAGUGAUUCUGACAGUUCUGUUUCUGAUACUGACGAUGACAGCGAUGCUGAUAAUGCUACUGCAGGUUCUUCAGGACAGAAUGAAUCAGGGCCAUCUACUUCAAAAGGAGAAAAUAAUGAAAAUGAUGUAGAAGAAGAAGAAGAAGAUGAAGUGAUUAAAGCUAUUUUAAAGUCUAAAGAAAUUCACAGAGAUCACCCACCAACAAUAUCAAUAGAAGAUACUUUAUCGGAUAUUUGUUUUCACCCCACAAGAGAUAUUCUUGCAUUAGCAAGUAUCACAGGAGAUGUGCUUAUAUACAAAUAUAACAAUGAGCAGAAUGAAUUGGUUUCAACACAAGAACUACAUGAAAAAGCAUGCAGAGAUAUUGAGUUUAAUGAAGAUGGAGGUAUUUUAUUUUCAACUGGCAAAGAUAAAACAAUUAUGAUGAGUGAUGUUGCGACGGAGAAACUCAUACAAAUUUAUGAAAAUGCUCACGAACACCCAAUUUAUUGUUUGUCUCUAAUAGAUGAAAAUACUUUUGUUACUGGAGAUGAUGAAGGAUAUGUAAAAUUAUGGGAUCGAAGACAAAAAACAAACAAUCCUGUUUUCUCUUUAAAGGAAAUGGAUGACUUUGUAAGCGCAAUGGUAACAAAUGACGAUAAAAGAUAUUUAGUUUGCUCCAGUGGAGAUGGUACACUAACUACUUUAAAUAUAAGAGGAAAAAAAUUACAUGUUCGCACUGAAGACUAUCCUCAAGAACUACUGUGCCUUGGAUUAUUUAAACAUGGUAGAAAAAUUUUAGCUGCUGGUAGCAAAGGAAAUUUGUAUCUUUUCAAUUGGGGCGAGUUUGGUCUUCACUCAGAUGAAAUACCAAGUCUAACAAAAAAAUCAAUCAACUGUAUGAUUCCUAUAACGGAAAAUAUAGUGGUUACUGGGGGAGAAGACAAAAUGUUAAGGGCCACAAGCUUAUUUCCUAAUCGUCAACUUGGAAUUGUCGGUCAGCAUGAUAUGUCUGUAGAAUGUCUCGAUAUUUGUAAUGAUGGUACAAUAAUUGCUUCAUAUUCAUACGAUAAUAGUGUGAAAUUUUGGAAUGUCAGUUACUUUGAAACGUUAAAUGUGGCGCAGCCCUUAAUAAAGGGUGGAAAGCAGAAGCAAUUAAAACAUAAUUUACCUAGCAGUAAAUUAGAAAAUGCUUCAGACUUUUUUGCCGAUUUAUAAUUAAGCGCUGUACAUACAUUAUUUUAUUAAAUAUUAUAAGAUUUAUUUAAGAAAUAAAUUUGUAAAAUAUGUUUUCAGAAAUAAAAUAAUUUUUUAAUAUAAAAUUAA